Molecule: messenger RNA, 5007 nt
Organism: Acanthaster planci (crown-of-thorns starfish)
Lineage: Eukaryota; Metazoa; Echinodermata; Asteroidea; Valvatida; Acanthasteridae
Source: RefSeq, a predicted model, not a curated record
CGGUGUUGACCUCAGUACCGACGCUUUAUGUGACGGACUCACUGAAAUUACUGCAGGUGUCAAAACUUUGUGUCUUUAAAUUGAGAAACACUACAAUAUGGUCCCUAGCUACAUGUAGGCUUAUGGUCAGAUGGUCAACUUGACAGGUGCUCGAUCCAAGAUCAAAUGGGGAAGUGAACCAAGCUUAAGCAGUCGUAAUGACACCACCGAGAAGAACAUGCAAAAUGGCGAGUUUUCGGUCGUCUGAAAGCCAGCCCUCGGGAGACACACGGGGCAAGAGUCAGGCAAAACUACACAUAGCACCAUCAAGAACUGGAAAAUUAUCACUGUCGGGCCAAAGUGACACAGGAAGGUGCACGCGAUCUCAGACUGCGCUCAGGUCAAAGGAAAACGUACAACUCCAAAUCAAUCGUGGCCCCGAGAACAAAAUGAAGUCAAACCGAAUUUACAACAGAGGCCCAGCACUUGUUGACCAAGCGUCAUUUUCGGGCAUUUUCUACCCCAAAGAGUGCCAUACUGGGAAAGAUUUGAAGCACAGAAAAGCUUCGAGCAAAAGUUUGAGACACUCCAAAACCAGAAAGUGUUCGGGAAGACGUAUACCAGUCAAGUCCAAGAAGAGGAACAAGAGAGACAUUCCAGCAGAAGACACAUGCACAUGUUUGUCUACUCAGGAAACGCUACAUAGGGCAAGCAGUGAGACAGCUGAAAGAACGUCUGUGUCCAACAUCCCUGCCACACCUCACAAGGACAGCGGAGAUGAUGCACUGGCCUUUUCAAACAACCAUGAGACGAUCAAAGCCAGGAUUAGCCUGAUGCGACGGCGCAUACUGGAGGAGCAGGCCAGAGUGCAGGGGCUGCGGGAGGAAUUGGCCCGCAACCAGAGCUCUGCCCGGGCCUCGCUGAGCUGCCGCCGGAUCCGCAUCCACAAGGAGCUUGCCAAGCUGCGGGAGAAGGUCCAGUCGGAGGACCGAAGGCGUCUGCGGGCUGAGGACCAUCGCAUCCGGAGGCGGCUGGCAGCCGGCAGGCGCCAGGCAGAGGGCGAGCGGCUCGCCAUGAGGACCCGGCUGGCUCAGGAGUGGAGGGAGCAGUUCCGGUGCCGAAAGGGAGAUGUGCGGCGGGCCCGGCUAACCUUACGGGAGCAGGCGCGGGCCUACGAGGCGGAGAAGAGACAACUACUGGGGCAGCUGCAGAAGGACUGGACUGCCCAGCUCCAUCGAGUUCAAGAGGUGAGAGACAGACUGGAGAUGGAAAUGGCCAGAAACGGCCUACAGUGGAACGGAGUGACCUGGAGAACCGCAGCUGGGAAGCACAAGUACAGUCUACGUCAGGCCCCACGACAGAAGGCAAACAUUUAUUGUGUAACUCGGAAGAUAAAUAAGAAAGGGCCAGUAGGCUCCAACAAGCAAGAUGGUGCACGUGUAAAUACACAGAGCCCACCCAGUGGAGCAACCGUAUACAGAGAAACCAAGCAGAAGACCCUGACAGAGUUGUAUCAACUGCUGGACAGUGAGCUUCGAUGCAGCAUCUGCUCAGAACUCUUUAUAUCAGCAGUGGUGCUGAACUGCUCGCACACCUUCUGCAGCUUCUGCAUCACCCAGUGGAAGAGGCGGACCGACCGCUGCCCCAUAUGCCGAGCCAGUAUCUCUUCCCGAAACCCCCUUCCCAAGCUGGACACCUUCCUGGCCAAGUUUGUCCGGCUUGUGGGCCGGGAGGCAGAAAAGAAGCGAGCUGAGACUGUCAGGAACAGACAAGACCAGGAAAAGGAGCUGCAGCAAGGGGGCCGCACAUGGGGCAACCUAGCCAACCACUCUCUGGAUGAUCUGGACCCCGACGAUGACGAUUUUGAUGACUCCUUCGACAGUGACAGCAGUGAGGUGGACGAAUUCCUGGAAAUCCUCCAGCAUCGCGUGGGCGGGCCUGCCUUCCGUAGAUUCUUUGGGUUUGGGUUGGGUGACGUGGAGGACAUAGAGGACAUGGAAGAUGACGACUGGGACUUCUUGGAUGAUGAUGAGGACGACGAGGAUUUGCUGUCGUCUCUGAGCAGUGAUGAGCCCGACUUUGACGAUUUUGCCGAUUUGGAUGGUAACCCUCUGGAUGAUGACGAAGAAGAUGAUGAUGAAUUUUGAUGAUCUGUGAAUGCUGUAAAACAUUGUGCUGAAGAUGGACUUGGAGCACAACUGCCCACUGCUUGUGACAAAGAGAUCAUAUCUGAACCAAUUGGCUUCAGCCAGGAGUACGAAACAUCUAUGUGGAUGUGGCUUGCAUAAGGGCAUGUAUUAUUUCCUGGCAGAGCCAUGCACAUGUACAUGUAAAUCAGGCCCAGGCGAAGACAUAAAGGAGCACCGUUGCUCACUUUCCGUCCAAUGCUCCCACCGAGAAGCAACUAAUUUGUACAAAUUCCGACGAAAAGAGUCAUGCCAGAGGGUCUUGUCAGAAGACACCAAAGUAUACCACAUGACCACACAAGUUCUCCAAGGUUGGCCACCACUGGAGAAGCACACACAAGUUUGCAACCAUAUUUCCUGGGUUGUACAUGUCAACUACAUGUACAUGUAUGUAGACAGUGAAGCUCAUUUUCAAGUUAAAUAAUAGUGAACUCUCCAUCAACUGGCAAUGUGAUUCACACUUGUGCCACGUGCAAUUGUUGUUAUCUGCCGGUGCCACAGUGGGGUCUGGCUCUUCAUUUCACUCACACCUUUUGCCAUUUGAAGCCUUGCCUAUCUUCUACGUAAAUACUGUGCACCUCCGUCUACCGGGUCACUUGUGUCAGCACCCCCAAUCUAAGUUCAUGGUGCGCAUCUUGCAUAUCAAAUUGUAUUAUUGUAACCUCUGUAUCAUGAGUCAUAAACAUGUCAAAAGUGGGACCUCGACAUGCCCCCAUCAAGCAAGUGUAAAUGCACCUGUCAGGUGAAAACAUCUCUGCAUUACAUUAAUACCCUACAAAGAGCCUACAGUAUUGCUCGUACUGUCUCUAAUCUGCACUGUGGGUGAUUGAGAUCCACUUUCCAAAUAGCAGGUGUGAAUAUUAAAGGAUUGAACUUUACGUGUGCGUAGCAUGAAAAAAAUAAACAUGAAAUUUUAUUAAUUUAACUCAAUAUGCGACUGGAAAACCGUGUGUCGAACAGAAUGGAGAAGUGUAUCACAAAAUUAUGAAUAUUUUAAAUGUGUCUGGCAAUAAAACGGUCACAGAUGAAGUUUUCAGUGCCAUUUUCAUGUGGUUUGACGAGAUUGCAGCAUAUCACAGUGGACUGAAGUUCACUUACACUGAUGUUCCAUUCAUUGAACCAAUGAACCAUUCAUUGAACCUUGCAAGUCCCUAUAAAUACACCCAGAGAAUUUGGAGAAUUUUCGGUGAUGUGAGGAAGGUAAAAAACCCAGCUUCUGUAGCUUCCAAAGCCCGAUAUCACCAGUAGCCUGCAGUGCACAGUUAACAACUUUUCAUGAUUCAAGAAGGUCUGCUUUUGCCAAGGGUUAAUGCUGUAAGUUUCAAAUGAUUCAUGUACAAACUGAGUACUAUUCUAGAAGGCCAUUGUGGAAAUUGAAAUGACUUACUGUUAAGGCAUCUGAGAAUCUAAGUUUUGAUUUUUGGCAUGGCUAAUUUGCAUAUGUAUAUGUAGUUAUAUAACGUCAGUUACUGGUCACCUCUACUAUGACCAUGCAAAUACAAUGUAUUCUAAGUGCUGUUACAAUGUAUUUGAUGAUUUAAAUUAAAGGGGGUUUCAAAACAGUUUAUGAGAGACUUGCUUCUCAAAUGUUUAUUAGGAUUGGUUGAGAUCCUUCACUGGAAACGAGAACAGUAAAACGUCAGUGAAAACUGUUUUUAUUGGAAGUUAAUGUUGACCCCCAAAAUGGUUCUUUCGGAGCUUAACUUCAGUUGUAUAUUGUUGAUGCAUUGCCUUUGAAUUGAAAAUGCCAGCAAUUCAGAAAUGUUACUACCACCUUGGACGGGGAGGGGUGGAUAUGUGGAUUUUUUCUUAUGUUGAAAAAAUUUGAAGAGUCAUUUUUGUAGAAAUAUUCAUCAACCCCCCCCCAUCCAAGACCUGGAUAUGCCACUGCUUAUUUUGGUUCUAAUAAGUUUAGUAAUUGGGGAAAAAGUCAAAAGGUCUGAACUACAUCACUUCUGAUGACAGUCACAAGUCCAGUCCUGUGCGUGUAUCAUCUGUGUUUUCUCAUUACAGCAUACGGUGUAAUGGUUCAUGUACAUGUAUUUUUUCCAUUUCUGAAUAUCUUUUCGACAAUAACUGAAAUGGUCUGCCCUGUUGAGGUCUUAACAACUUUGCUUGAAUGUCUUUCGCCAGAAAAUAUUUAAUACCAUAAACCGUCUCUGUGUCCAAGAAUUAUUGUACAUUAAAUAUAUUUCAAUAUUGUGGAGCAAUUCGAAAACUAAUGCAUGGUAUAUGUAAUGUCAUAUACAGCAGCAUGCAUUGACAUAAUGAAUUGAUGUGUUCUCAGAUAGCAGGUGCAGCUCCAGAUAGAGUUGGUUGGGUCAUAUCCCUCUCCCCCCCCCCACUCUGGCGCCAAAAAAAUAAUUUUUAAAAAAUAAAUAAUAGUAAUAGUAAUAAGAAAAAAAAUCAUAUCCUACUGCAGGUAUAAAGUGCGUUAGUUAUAGUGUAACGUUUUUCCUAUGUUUUCCUGCCUCCCUGAUGUAUGUGACCGUCGGUGGCAACAGUCGGACAUAAAAAAAAUCUGACAUUCUUGAUACCCCCACCUGGAAAAUUUUCUAGAAACUGGUGCUUUAAAGUGGCCAAUCCUGUACACUUAUGAUCAAACCAUAUCCAUUUCUAGUAUCAAUAAUAUUCUGUCCUUGUUUCUGGUAAGCAUACAUGUAUAUACCGUCACAUGCACGGAUUGUUUUACCUCCAUGCAAGACGUUUUGCUUCUCAAGUGCGUCUGAUGAGGCAGUCAUUGUGCGUACAGAGUAAACAGAAAGUUUAACAUACCACAUGAACUCUAAGAAAUAAAGUGAAUCUCUUCUUUGUUGCAGGUGUUUCUAUUGUGUUUGCUGAA